AUGAAUUCCCUGCGUCUUUCCCAAACCGUUCUUGCGCGCAAAACAACCCUCACUUCGCAGUUCAUCCGGCGGGCAUCCACAUUGCCUCAUACCAUCAAACCUUCCAGAGAUGAGAUAGCAGCCGGUCGCCUGGGGUCCAGAAACCUCGAGGCCGCGGUGAAGAGCCUCCACAUAGAUGGCCUGGUGGUCGUAUCGGACGUAAUUCAGCACGAAGCACUGGAUGACCUGAAUGCCAAGAUGGUAGAGGAUGCUCGAACACUCCAGGCGAGAGGCAAAGACGGUCCAUUCAACUAUAACGUUGGCAACAUACAACAAGACGCCCCACCGGUGCGCAAGUACUUCGAUAAAUCAAUAUUCAUGAACCCCAUUGCCAGCCAGAUCACCACAAAUGUCCUUGGGCCAAAGCCCAAGUGGACUUUCUGCAGUGGCAACUCUGCUCUGCCACCAGUGCCAGGAGCUGAACCGCAAAGACAGCCUGUUCACGCCGACGCAGACUUUGCCCAUCCCGAUCAUCCCUUUGCGCUGGUCGUGAACGUGCCACUGAUCGACUUUACGCCAGAGAAUGGAAGCACGGAAGUCUGGCUGGGAACUCAUACCGGCGAUCUCUCUGGCCUGAAAGUCCAAGAAGGUUUGCACGGAGACAGAGCGAGUGGCCGCAUCAUGGAGCACGUGUUGGAGAAUCGACGCCAGACCAGAGGUCCAAGUCAACCUGACAUCAAGAAAGGCAGUAUUGUCAUCCGAGAUCUGAGGCUUUGGCAUGCUGGUAUGCCGAACAAAACGCAAGACAUCCGGGUCAUGCUUGCGAUGAUCCACUUCGCUCCUUGGUACAGGAAUCCGAUGAAGCUUGAGCUAUCGGAUACCAUCAGACCUGUCGUUGAGGGCCAAGAUAUGCUUGAAGUACCUACAGACUGGGUGAGCGAAGCUGAAGCGACACAACGUUACCUCAAUCGCGGCUUUGGGAACAGCUACGACUUCAAUCAGACUCCAUAA
Zasmidium cellare ATCC 36951 is the source of this 990-nucleotide messenger RNA. RefSeq lists its product as uncharacterized. The record is from RefSeq and is a predicted model, not a curated record. Bases 1 to 990 code for a protein of 329 amino acids. The transcript is spliced from 3 exons. NCBI's taxonomy places the organism in Eukaryota, Fungi, Ascomycota, Dothideomycetes, Mycosphaerellales, Mycosphaerellaceae.